This is a messenger RNA of Spirometra erinaceieuropaei, 3406 nucleotides long. The record is from the annotation of a GenBank genome assembly. NCBI's taxonomy places the organism in Eukaryota, Metazoa, Platyhelminthes, Cestoda, Diphyllobothriidea, Diphyllobothriidae.
AUGAAGCUGUGGAAAAGAUCCCUGACGGACCGAACGCCAGAAUCCGUAAGCAGUUAUAAGUUACAGAGAAAUCGGGUCAAAAUUCUCAUCGCCAGAGAUCGAAAAGCCUUUGAAAAGGAUCUUCUGAGCCGUGCCAGGGUUAAUCCCAAAGUCCUCUACAGUUACAUAAGACAGAGCACACGGAACAAAAAUCCCGUCCCACUGCUGCGAACAGCCGAGGGAAUGGAAAUCUCCGACGACAAGGAUAAGGCUGAACACCUCUCUCAAUUCUUCCGGUCCUUCGUGAAAAGUGAACCUGAUUUUUUCUCCCCCAUUUGUGAAGACGAAGAAACGCCUACCCUUGAAGCCGUAUUCUUUACCGAAGCAAUUGUUCGGAAUGAGUUACUUAAUCUGAAAGAAUCGACCUCCCCAGGCCCUGAUGCAAUCCCCGCCAAGCUGCUGAAGGAGCUAGCUCCCGAAAUAUCCAAGCCAUUAGCCUUGAUCUUCCAAACGUCAUUUCUUACUGGAUGCCUGCCCUCUGAUUGGAGAUCCGCUACCAUCACUCCGCUUUUUAAGAGAGGAAGUCAUGCGUCUGCGAAUAACUACAGGCCAGUGAGUCCUACCUCCAUCUGUUGCAAAAUCAUAGAGAAUAUCAUUAAGAAGGCCUUGAGGCAGUUCCUCGAGCAGCACCACCUCCUCUCGGAUGCACAACAUGGCUUUCGAAGUGGUAGGUCCUGCCUCACGAAUCUGCUCUUUACGCUCGACCGCUGGACUAAAGCACUCGAUGAAGGUAUUGUGGUGCACGCCAUCUACAUCGACUUCAAAAAGGCCUUCGACAGCGUUCCCCACCAACCUCUCUUGCACAAACUGCGCAACGCUGGAAUUCGUGGACGCCUUCUUGUAUGGGUCCAGAGCUUUUUUGGCUGGACGGUUCCAAAGAGUACAGGUCGGGCGUCAACAGUCCUCAGAGGUAAGCGUGGUGAGUGGCGUCCCACAGGGCUCUGUCUUAGGUCCCACGUUAUUCCUCGUUUUUAUAAAUGACUGCGUCAAGGACUUAGACUGUGAUACCAUCCUGUUUGCCGACGACAUUAAAUUGUGGAAAGUUAUUCACAAUGCGGCAGACGCAGACCACCUGCAAGCAAACCUGAACAGGCUCGAAGACUGGCGGAAGCGCUGGGUUAUGCCCUUCAAUAAAUGCAAGUGCAACUUUCUUCAACUAGGCAGCUUCAGAGCCUCCAGCCCCAGGACUAACUUUCUAGACGGCAAACCACUGCAACAGGUUGACUGUCAGAAGGACUUGGGUGUAUGGAUUACAUCUUCACUCAAACCACCACUGCACUGCGCGAAGGCGGCUAAAUCGGCUACGGCCACAUUGCAACUCAUUAGGCGAGCCUUUAUGGGAUUUGACCCUGACUGCUUUUCCAAAAUAUUUGGCACCUACGUGCGGACUCAUCUAGAAUACGCCAUACACGCGUGAAGAACUUUGACUGCCAAGGAUUAUACCGUCUUGGAGAAGGUCCAGAGACGGGCGACCAAAAUGACACAAGGUCUGGGAGUACAGUCCUAUUAAACCAGACUGUCAACUCUCAACCUGUUCCCCCUUUCCUACAGGCAAUUGCGUGGUGGCCUUAUACUAACAUUUCGCAUCAUCAACAGCCUAGACUGUUGUUUAGGUUCUACUGAUUGUUUCACUUAAGCUAACACGCCCACUUGCGCGGUCAUCCCCUGAAACUACGCGCAGAGAAAGCAAGAAUCAAUGGACGAAAGUUCUUUUUCAGUAACAGAAUGGUUGCAGUCAGUGACCCAUCUCAUGAAAUGUUAGCCGAAAUUCUGCAAUGAGUCUUCGACUAGGAGGAUUACUUAGGUAGGAUUUUAAUACUGAUUAUCCUGCAGGAUGUAUUAGAUAUGCAAGGGCGCUGGUUUUUGACUGCCCUUCGUUUCGUAAAAGACGUCUAUGCAAGGAGUGCGAGUUUUUCGCAGUGAUUUUCGUCGUCCUUUUAAAUGUAACUAUAUUUUAUGGAGAACACGCCCAAAAUUUUCAUUCCUGUACUCGAUGUAAGUAUAAAUCCAAGUGUAUUCUUACGGAACGAGUGAGUUCCGUAAGAAAGAUCGGUGAACGUCCCCUACCAUUGUAUAUUCCCGAUCGAACCCGACAGGGCAACGGGCUCGUAGCCCAGUGGUUAGGGGCGUGGACUUCUAACUAACAGGGCGCGAGUUCCAGCCUCGGCUGUGCCGCACUUUAGGCUGGGUAUGACUGGCUGACGAUGGCUAACAAGCCAGAAAUGGCCAUUCCAGUCUCCCUUGUCUUUGUUGGUAUUAACUUACUGCCUAUAUCAUGCGCCGCUGUGCGGCUGCUGGUUGGGCUCGAGAGAGCCCGUAAAGCACAGAGGCACUAAUGAGUUCCGUAAGAACAAUUGGCGAGCGCCCCCUACAAUAGUAAAAGAUGCCUAUGCAAGGAGUUUGAGUUUUUCGCAUUGAUUUUCGUUGUCCCUUUAAAUUCAAAUAUAUUUUCAUAGAAAACACACACAAAAUAUUCAUUCCCGUACUUGCUGGUCUUUUUAAACUUCAUAUUCAAAUAAAGAAUACUUUUUGGUCUCAAAAAGUUUCAAAAUAUGAGAUUUUUAAGACAAUGAAAUGUCCAUUCAUACAGCAGUGCGAAAUUUUAUGAGCUUUACAUGACGUCUUCUCAAAUGUGCGGCGGAUUUAACUCAAAAUUCCUUAAGAAUUGAAAAAACCUCUUACAAACUCAAAAAUGCUCGUUCUUCGAAUAUAAACUUUAAGAAAGCAAAAGUUGCUGCCAAAUGGGUACACGAAAGAAUCCUGAUGUGCGUGUUUUCUAUGAAAUGUAUUCGAAUUUGUAAGGAAUCGAAAACUAAUAUUAAAAGGUCACACCACUAAAGUAGUCACUUUUUUACCGAGUCGAAAAGAGGAACAUUUAAAAGCCAAAAUCUUGACGAUUUCGAAAUAUUACGGGAUUAUGCCGCAGGAUAAUCAAUAUCUCAAUCCCAUCGAAGAAAUCCAUCCUAAUCGGAACAGCAUCUCAAACAGAAUGCAUCUACGUACUCGUGUGGAGCUUGGUUUCGCGUUGAUGUAACAUAAAACCGCUUGAAAUUUUUGUUAUCUGAAGGUUAGAGGAGAGAACAAACAAGCUCUUUAAAUCAGUAUCAGUAUCAGUCCUGGACUGUCAAGUAUUUAGUAAAUUAAAGUAUGUUGUCGUUUGGGUAUUAUGUAGAAUUCUUUUUAACUGGGCUCAGAUUAAUCCACACGAAUAAAAAUCCCGAAAAUUUCGUAAAUACAAGUACUCACUGGUCUCCAUGUAGACAACGAUGUGCAGUAAAGUGGCAAUGGUAGGGAAAUUGUGUUCUUUGUUUCAAUUUCAGGUUAUCUGACAGAGUCCUCUGAUACGCUUGCGUCUGUUUAUUUCUAG